AUGGAGCUGCACACCCGGCUGAGAGCAUGUUGGGUCCUCUGUGAUCGAGGGACCCGGAUCUUCGAGGCCAAGCUAGCCAAGUGGAUGCGCCGGGCCGGUGAGCCACUGACCAAGGCCGCCACCAAUUGGGGCUCUCAAUUCAGUACUGGUGAGAGGCUCCGUUGUCAGGGAACGCUCAUGCUAGCAUCCACGGUGGGAAAGAAAAAAGCAAGUAAGAAGAAAAAACAUGGAUGCUUCGGUGUGAGCGUCUGGGUGUGCAACACUGCUGCGGGAAGCGACCGAAUGCCAACCAGAAGAGCAAGUCGGGGGGGUGAUGUUGGCUGUGGUGAUCGGAUGACGGGCCAAUGGCAGUCAGACUGCGCAGACCCUCAUCAGGUAAACAAGAGGAUAAUCCCAGUGCCGGCCAGCCGUCGAGGCCGACCCAUGGGCGAUCAACACGGCCGGUGUUUUGUCCCUGAAUUGUGA
Messenger RNA from Aspergillus niger, 465 nucleotides. RefSeq lists its product as hypothetical. The transcript is spliced from 4 exons. NCBI's taxonomy places the organism in Eukaryota, Fungi, Ascomycota, Eurotiomycetes, Eurotiales, Aspergillaceae. The record is from RefSeq and is a predicted model, not a curated record. Bases 1 to 465 code for a protein of 154 amino acids.